Messenger RNA from Guyanagaster necrorhizus, 1318 nucleotides. RefSeq lists its product as uncharacterized. Bases 86 to 1120 code for a protein of 344 amino acids. The record is from RefSeq and is a predicted model, not a curated record. NCBI's taxonomy places the organism in Eukaryota, Fungi, Basidiomycota, Agaricomycetes, Agaricales, Physalacriaceae. The transcript has 4 exons.
AAGGGCAAUCGUGGGAACUGAACCUAAUGCUAAUGUCGACCGCCAUCUCCUGCCUCCGCAUUUUCUUUAAAGACGACAGAAAAAGAUGAUGCCCUUCCAGUGGCUCACCCAGCUGUUCUCUACCGUCCUUUCCUUCAUCAUGCCGUCCCCUGGCCCUUCCGACGACAUGUGUAUCUUUGCAACCGAGCCUCAGCGGGGGGCGACGAGCGCUACGCUCCUUCUCAGCGCCCUUAAGAACCAAAUCGGGUACCGUAAAUGUUGCUCAUCCCAUAAUGUGUCUCAGCACGAGUACCUUGUUGUGACCGUGAAGGAAUCUUCGGGAGCUAGGCGGAGCGGGUUCCUCAUGGUAGAUAGGUUGAACGAUUCACCUACAUCGAAUGCCUCACAGUCCAAUUCCUCUACCGCCUCUUCCUCGGCUACCACUGAUGAUCACUGGGAUACCCCGAACCGUCUUCAUCGCUUCGGCGCUAAAGUCAAGAAUUUCAGCAAGUGGUAUCCUAUUGAUGCAUUCGACAGAGUGGUCAUCUUGCGCAGCAUCGACGAAGCCCUGGAGGUGCAGGGUGGAUGCCCGUACCAUUGCCUUAUGACGAUGGACUUCAGGCAGGCGCAAAGACGUGUCACCCUCGAGCACUUUCUCCUCCUCCUCCAGACCACCUCGACGAACACUGUAGAGUACCACCUCAUCUUUGCGCAGUGCUACUGGUUUGCAUACACUAUUUGGAAGGUUCUUGAUUUGGAGGCAGCAUCACAUAUAACACCGACAAAGUAUGUUCCAUUACAGGGCAAGAAUCCUGAGUUGGCGCUGGGCAUGGUCCUUGGGAGAGGCGAUGAAGUGAACGAAUGGAGGGCGCCGGGGACGGUCAAGCUGCAGUGGGAAGAAGCAAAAGCUGAGUUGCGAGACGCGCUUCUUGCUCCAGAGAGGGCCCGUACACGGGCAGAGGAAGCCCUUCAGCAAGAACGGGUGGCCCGCCAACAGACAGAGGAAGCCUACCAACGGGCAGAGGUAGCCCGCCAGCAAGAACGGGCAGCUCGUCAACAGGCAGAGGCAGAGGUCAAUCAGCUUCGAGCGACGUUGGCGAAAUAUCAGUCCCCUUCUGGUAAUAGGUCCUAUACACAGUAGAUUCUUCUUGUUUCUCCUUCCUCCCCAUCGUUUUCGUUCUUCCUAUCUUUCCACCGUGCUAUGUAAUACUACCUACGCCCCCUGCUUUCACUGCUAGCUAUCUGCUUCCGAUGCUUCUGCGAUAAUGUAGUUUUAUGCCGUGUUUUUUUUUGUUUUGAUGACCGCUGCUAAAUAUGAUAAUAUUUCUUUUGAGAGUCA